Molecule: messenger RNA, 2304 nt
Organism: Sphaeramia orbicularis (orbiculate cardinalfish)
Lineage: Eukaryota; Metazoa; Chordata; Actinopteri; Kurtiformes; Apogonidae
Product: butyrophilin subfamily 1 member A1
Exons: 10
Coding region: 216-1445 (409 amino acids)
Molecular function (GO): protein binding
Source: RefSeq, a predicted model, not a curated record
GGAAGAGGUGGUGGAUAAAGACGGACGCUCUGCCCCUCCUGCCGCAGAUGAAGUGUGGAUGAAACGCUGCAGACCUGAUUCAUGACCGAGUAGCGACCAAACAAGUCCCAGUUUAGCGCAAAAACACCGAGGAACCUCGUAAACUUAUCUCCAAAAAAAAUAAAAGAAAAUUCCUUCCAUAAUAAGGGCAUCGGCCUCACUCUCCAGCUGCCAGCAUGAUGAAGGACUGCCUGCAGUUCCUUAUCGAGCCGGCUAAAAAGCUUAAGAUUCGACUCAAGGAGUCUCGAAAGAGAGUGAAGCUUGAGAAGAAGGAGCCGCUGUUGGAGAGUCAGUUAUUUAUCAUGGAGUUGGCACGAGAACUCAACAAAAUCUGCCAGAGGUCAAAUGUCCUCGGCCACAUCUGGACCAGUGAAGACAUCUGGCCGGCCAGUGUGUGUCGGGACUUUAUUGUGGACUGGGCUGCUAUGUUGGAGAAGAGAGUACAGCCGAGGAUCAUUUCAUCUGAGUAUGAGAAACCAGAGAAGAAGGACUGGAAGGAGCACCUGUUGUGUAUGCUGGAGGCUGGGGGGGAGGGCGACAUGGGCCCCCACAAACGACUCAUCAUGGACUGGACCAGGGAGAUUAAGAGCCGGCCUCAGCCUACGAUCUGGCCAGGUGAACCGGUGCUCAUGAUGCUGGACGACCUGGAGUUCCAGUGGAAGAGGGGCCGUCUGCCCAACCUGCUCCCAGCCAUGGAGCUCAUCAUGCUGGCCGUGCUGAAUGCUGACAGUCCCAUCAAGGAGGAUGUGACUAAGCAGUGGCUGGUGCGAAAACAGCGGAGCCAGAGGAUCGAUGCCAUCCGCUACAUCCCCCAUAGUGUGUGGAACUGGAUUUGUGAUGCAGCAGAGGACGUCACGCUCGAUUCAGAGUCAGCCAACCCAGACCUGCUCAUCUCCUCUGAUGAAAAGCGUAUGCGAUGUGGCCUGGAGCGCCGGGACGUCCCGUGCUGCUCACAGCGUUUCAGCGGCUGGUGGUGCGCAGUGGCUCAGGAAGGAUACACCUCAGGACGUCACUACUGGGAGGUGGAUGUGGGCGAGCGGGACUGGAGGCUGGGUGUGGCCAAGGCGUCGGCGGUCAGGCAGGGCUUCCGUUCACUCAACACAAGCACAGGAUACUUUACCCUCCGUCUGGAGAGAGGCACAGACCUGAAGGCUCUGACGGUGCCGGCCACCCCGCUGACACAGAACCUGACACCCAGGAGAGUCGGGGUCUACCUGGACUAUGAACAGGGCCAGCUGUCCUUCUACAACGUGGAGAAGCGCUCUCACCUGUUCACCUACAACGAAAAGUUCACAGAGGAACUGUACCCGGUGUUCGGGACUGUGGAGGUGGUCAAAGACCUGGUGAUCAGGCCUAAGGACGUCAGACAGCCGUGCCUCUGCCCCGGGCCCUGCCUCUGGACCUGAGCUUCUCCAUGUGGAUUUUGGGUUCAUGUUAAAAUCUUGUCUUGCUCCUGGGUUUGACAUUUGUUUUGUUUUUUUCUGUAAGUUGCUUUGUGAGAUCAGGAACAAAUGCCAUCAUCCUGCUUCACACCCCCAUUACUCUGCCUUCAUUGAUUCAGUAUGAAUUGUACAGGUUCAUAUCACAUCUUACAAACAGCCUUGUUUUUAAGUCAGUCCAAUUGUUUGAGCAAGUUUUAAGGUUCAGUGUGUGAUAUUUAGUGGUGCCUCAUCCAAUAAUAACACAAAAACAUAAGAAUGUCACUGGACUCACAGUUUCAUUUGUCUGUUUUGGGCUGUUUGGGUUUUUGUUUUUUUUAUGGGAUUUAUUAUUAAAUGUGCUCCUCACUCUGUAAUGCACCUUACGAAGGGAUACCACCUUCCAUUAAACUCACGACUCUUUCUAACAGCUAUACAAUUCUUAAUUUCACGUGAUUAUACACAAAUGAAAAUACAAUUAUGUUUCUGUUUCUGCAUUCAGAUCCCCCUAAAUCCCACACACUGAACCUUAAAAUGAUUAUAUUUGGAUUUUUUUUAUUAGUUUUUUUAAAAAACAUUUUUGCAAACUAAAAUAAUAAGUAUAAAUAUGUUGUUCUAAAAGCAUGAAGGCACUGUGAAAGGAUGUGCAGCCAGCUAACUUAUGUCCAGAUAUUUAUGGACUGGUCUGACGCAUGUGAAAAGUGAAUUUCUCUCUGUUUGCUUCUCUGUUUCUGCUUCCGGCUACAUUUCAUUCAGGCAUGAGAUAGUUUUUACAGCUUGGUUUUUCUUCCAGUAGAUGACAAUGCUUUUUUUCCUCCCAAACAUAAAUAAAUGAACUCAAAAUGUC